AACAAUUCUUUUUAACACAACAAUAGCUUUAAUAACACACUAAUAUCUGCUCUUUCAAAGGGGGUGGUGCCAGUUUGAGACUCACGAUGAUGUCAGAGGUGAGAAGAAACUUUAUGGUAAUUCAAGUCCGAGCCCCUCUUAAAGAGAGUGAGAGGACAUUUCUUAAGUCUCUGUGGAAGUUGUGUUGGGGUUCAGGACUGUUUGGUGAGGAUCGGGGCUCAGAGAGAGGAGACAGACGACCAAAUACAGGAUGACGACUCUGCCGCUGGUGCUGCUGGUUUUGGCUUUUACAUUUGCCACUGCGAUAAAGCCUAGAAGUCAGUUCACACGUUACCGCACAUGGAACUCACGGAUGUAUCCGGUGUGGAAAGACGGAGACCCGAGAUUCAGGAACUGUUGGUUUGGUGGUGAAGUAACUUUUGAUCUGAGAAACGAUGCACCCACUCUGACCGGAGCAAGAGCAACCUUCAAUAUUAAUCUGAACUUCCCACCAAACCAGACAACGCUCUCUGAUGGGCAGGUGGUCUGGGCAGAAAACUGCACCAUCAAUGGACAACAGUACCAGGCGGGUCAGGCAGUGUAUCCUGACCAGGACACCCAGUCGACCAGAGUUUUCCCUGACGGUACACCACUCACCAGGAGCCAGAACAAGAAACCACACUACGUGUUUGUCUGGAAGGCAUGGGGGCGUUACUGGCAGGUGGCAGACGGACCGUCCUCCUCCCUUUCUAUCGGUACAGACAACAUCCCCCUGGGCUCUUACAACAUGGAGGUCGUCAUCUAUCACUGCCGGGGCACAGACAAGUUCAUCCCUCUCGGCUAUGCCUCCACGGUCUUCACCGUCACAGAUCAGAUUCCCUUCACCAUAUCACUCGCCCAAGUCAAUGAUGUAAACCAGAAUGACCAGAACUUCAUCCAGAACCGAGCCAUUGCUUUCAGUGUCAAGCUCCAUGAUCCCAGCCAGUACCUCAACAGCGCCGACGUCAGCUUCAGCUGGGACUUUGGUGACAGCUCUGGUACUCUGAUCUCUAGAGAGCUCACCGUCACACACACAUACCUCGCAGUCGGGACCUUCAAACCUCAGGUGGUCCUGAUGGCAAGCAUCUCCAACGACUGCGGAAACCCCACUGCUGUUGUUCCUAUUGAUGCCUCUGCUGCUCCAGAAGUAGUUGUAAUAGCCUCCACCCCUGCAGCUGCCCCAGCAGCACCAGCCGAGGGAGGAGAUGCAAUUGCACUGGAUGUUCCUGCUUCUGAUGUCACACCACUCGCUGCUUCUGUGCAGCCAGCUGUAGUAGAAGAUGGAGAAGCAGUCGUUGAUACAGACACAGAGGCAGUAGAGGUCGCCACAGUAGCGCCUGCAGGUGUUGACGCCGCUGUUGUUCCAGAGGACACUGCUGCCACCGCUGCAGAAGCAGAUGUUGCUGUUGAGGAAGCAGAUGCAGCAGCAGGUGAGGUGCCCACCGCUGCCCCUGUCGCACCUGCAGCUGCUGCAGAUGCAACCGCAGUGGUUACAGAUGCAACUGAAGAAAAUGCGCCUGUGAUUGACGCUGCUGCUUCAGUUGCACCUGUUGCAGAGGGAGAAGAAGCUGCAGUUGAGGUUGCUGGUGCUAUCACUGUUGCUCCUGAAGCAGAUGUAGCUGUAGAGCAAGAAGUGGAUGUUGUAGUUGCUGAUGUCACUGCUGAUGAGGCUACUGAUGCUGUUGCUGAUGCUGCUGAGGCUACUACUGCUGUUGCUGUUGCUGAGGCUGCUGAGGCUGCUGAGGCUGCCGAGGCUGCUGAGGCUACUGCUGAUGUAGAUGCUGCUGAUGCUGUUACUGAGGCUGCUGAGGCUACUGCUGAUGUAGAUGCUGCUGUUGCUGAAGUUGAUGCUGCCGCAGAAGUUGUCCAAGCUGAAACAGAAGCCCCUGCUGAUAACGUUGUAGUUCCUGCUGCCACUGAGACCACAGCUGUAGCAGAGGCAGCACCAGCUGCUGAUACCGAGGCUGAAGUACAGGCAACUGAGAACGAAGUUGCAGCUACUGCAGCUCCUGCAGAGCAACCAGCAGGUGAGGAAGAGGCUGUUGCAGCUGAAGGUGAAGUUCAAGCAGAGGUGGAUCCAGCACAGGUUCCCCUUAUUGUGGCUAAAAGACAAGCACCAGAGCUGCCAGCUGACUGCAUGGUCUACCGUUAUGGCUCCCUCGCCACCUCUGUAGAUGUUGUCCAGGGCAUCGAGAGUGUUGAGAUUGUACAGAUGACCAACGUUGUAGCAUUAUCAACUGCGAUGGAUCAGAAUGCUGUGGACGUCACAAUCUCCUGUCAGGGAAGCCUGCCAAGUGAGGUCUGCACAGUGAUUUCAGAUGCUGACUGCAUCACACCGGUGGAAACAAUCUGUACUGCAGCCACUCCCUCUCCAGACUGUCAAAUGAUUCUUCGUCAGUUCUUCAAUGACUCCGGAGUAUUUUGCAUCAAUGUCUCCUUGACCAAUGAUGUCAGUCUUGCUGUUGCAAGUGCCAUAGUCAGUGUAACAGUAGCCUCCAGUGGUUCCCCCGCUGGAACUGCAGCCACAGUCCUGGGGGUUAUGCUUCUCGCCUGUGUUGUCUGUUGUAUUGGUUUGAUGUACAGGCGGUUCAAGCAGUACCAGCCACUAAGAGAAGAUCACGCUGACAGUAAUGGAGGCAGCUCUCCGGUAACAUCCAUGCCUUUGUUGUUGUGGAACUUGCUGAGCCGGCAGUCACCAGGAGAGAGUCGUCCACUGCUUCAGGGGAGGAUUGUGUGAAAAUCAUCAUCAGCUCUUGCACUCAACAUCUACAACAUCCGCUACAAUAUUGACUUUAUACACAUAAUACUGUAACUAUUGUGAUAUUAUAACUCCAGGUCAAUGUAUUGAACCAGAACUAAUUAAGUGAACCGGCCCUGUGUACAAGAACGUGUGUAGAAAUAGAAAGGAGUGUGGAAGAAAGAAAUGUCAUAAGAUGUUGAAACAUUUGUAGAGGAGAGUGAUAUUUAUUUUGACCUACAUUAUUUUGUAUUAAUUGGCACUGAUAGUUUAAAGAAGCCAUAACUUAUUCUCUUAUUUGUGGCCUACUUAUAGUAAACCAAUUGGAAAAUCAAUGUUAACACAUUUCAAUUCCAUUUCUUUACGAUGCAAUUUAAAUUACUUACAUCACAGAACGUUAUUAUGUUUGAUACCCUGAAAUGAAUAAAGUGGAACUUUAUCGACA
Messenger RNA from Cottoperca gobio, 3200 nucleotides. RefSeq names its product premelanosome protein a (gene pmela). Gene Ontology annotation, biological process: melanosome organization. NCBI's taxonomy places the organism in Eukaryota, Metazoa, Chordata, Actinopteri, Perciformes, Bovichtidae. The coding region runs from base 251 to 2755 and encodes 834 amino acids. Gene Ontology annotation, cellular component: plasma membrane; melanosome. The transcript is spliced from 12 exons. The record is from RefSeq and is a predicted model, not a curated record.